GUGAGGCCAGCACUCAGUCUGUCAGCAGAGCUACUGUGGAUGAGACACCACUACAAACUGGGAGAGACUGGAAGACAAGAAGGAGGACCUGAAGGAGGAGGAGGCCCUGGGGAGGUGGUCAGGAGGAGAAAAGAAGAAGAAGAAAGUGAAGGAGGAGGAGAGCUGAAGGACUCAGACUGCAGAUUUGUGUUGAAGAAAAGUGACGGGUGACAUCAUCCUCAGGAGCGGAGUCAGAAAAGAUGGCGUCCUGGUUCUGCUGGAUCUGGACGGUUCUCAUCCUGUUCACAAACACCUCGUCUGAGCCGGCUUCUCCACCACGCUACACCCUCCAUCACACCAAGGUCAGCUUCGACCGCGCCAUGGAGGUCUGCUUCCCCGGCGUCCUCACCACCAUCACCACCGAGCAGGAGGCCGCCGAGAUCCUCCAGGUCGUGUCCGGGUCAUCUCACAAUGAGAAUCAGUCCACCUUCUGGGUCGGACUGAGGAAGGUCAAGAAAGAGUGUGUGGUUCCCACGCUGCCGCUGAGAGGCUUCAAGUGGACUGAGGACGGCAGCGAGGAGACGCAGGUGAGCCGUUGGACCGAGGAGCCCAAACCGACCUGCACCAACAUGCGCUGUGCCGCCCUGAGGGUGGAGUAUGGCGGGUUGACAAACACCAAGUGGGGUCUGAUCCCUGUCAGCUGUAAGAACCAGAACCAGUUCAUCUGUAAGCUGACUGAUAGACUGACAGGAGUGACACUGAAAUCUGCUGCACCAGAACCAGAACCAGAACCAAAACAUGACCCAGCUACACCUGAACCAGAAACUGAACCAGAAACUGCUCCAUCAGCUCUAAAAACACCAGAACCAGACACUGUUUCAGUGGAACCACAUAAACCUCACCCAAAAACUGCUACACAGAGACCAGAACCAACUGGACCUGAGCUGCAGGAACCUGAACCUGAUCCUGGUUCUGACCCAGAGCUGGAGUCCGACUCUUGUGAGAAAACCCCCCUGCCCAGGGUCGAUGGAGCACGCUACCUGGCUCUGGACUCGGACAACAGCAGUAGGAUCAAGGUGGAGUGCUGGUCCUCGGCCCCAGUGGAUCUCCACUGUUCGGGCCGACCCGCCGUGUGGCGUCUGCCAGACGACUCGCCUGCCAACCUCACCACUGUCUGCCAGCCGUGUGGCCCCUGCAGGCACACCUGUGUGAACAUAGAGGGCUCCUUCAGGUGCGUCUGCACCGACAAGGACGGGAAACACCACAACGCAGACUCGCCAGAGUGCGUGAGUCCGACAGACAACAGCCUGCUGUUGUGGGUCCUUGUUGCCGUGGCAGCGGUGGUGCUGGUGCUGGUGGUGGUUGUCGCGGUGACAGUAAAGUGCUGCCUGAUGAGGCGGUCGAAGAAACGUGCCAUGAGGAGGGCAGAGAAGAUGGCGAUGAAGAGCAAGGGUGGAAAGGACUCCUUUGAAACAGCCAAUGAGAAGGCAGCGAGAUGAGGGAGCAAAGCUGUGAUUGGUUGAGGGCAAAUGUGGUGGUCAGUCAUCCUGUUGUCAAAUGAAAACAUGGCAACUGAAACUUAACAGGAAGUGAAACAGUUUAUUUUUUGUUGAGUCUAGAAAUCAGAUUUUCUGAUUAAAAGUUUUUAUUGAUUUUAGAAAUGAUUGAUGACAUCAUCAGUGUCUAAUGAACAUGAUCAGUGUGUGUGUGUGAGGUUCAGGUUCUCACUCAGCUACGGUAUGUCAUAUAGCAGUCGUGUUAGAGCGCCACCAUGUGGACAGUGUGAGGACGCUCCUGUCUGAGCCUCUCAGUGUGUGUUCUGAUUGGUUUGUACAGACCUGACUCGGACUUGUGUUACUUGUUUUGAAUCAUUGUUUUAAUAAAUACAAAUAAUUUAACUCAAGAACAAA
Molecule: messenger RNA, 1889 nt
Organism: Acanthopagrus latus (yellowfin seabream)
Lineage: Eukaryota; Metazoa; Chordata; Actinopteri; Spariformes; Sparidae
Gene: clec14a
Product: C-type lectin domain containing 14A
Exons: 2
Coding region: 240-1478 (412 amino acids)
Biological process (GO): positive regulation of axonogenesis
Cellular component (GO): cytoplasm
Source: RefSeq, a predicted model, not a curated record